AUAGCUUAUCCAGACCGGCGCCGGCUCCUCAUGUGCCGUCUGCAGACCCGGUGCUGCUGUCUCCGACUGCAUCCACUCUAUCGCUCUUGAGUCGUGAAGACAAUGAAGAGCAAGGCUUGGGCCAUGCUGCUACUGGAUGGCAAGCCGGCCAGCUUUCCAGAAAUGGACCGUCGUUUCAUCUGCUCUGCCUAGUUGAGUGCCGUGAGGCCUUGUCGGCAAGCAAUCCCUCUCCAGAAACAGACGACCUUUGAAGUAGUAUCGCGGAUCGAAUGAUGUUCCCUGUCAAAGUCCGCGUUGCUUGGACCCAGAGUUCUGCCCAUGCUUCUGGGAGUCCAUAUCUGCAAUAGCAGCUUUUCUAUUAUAGCGCUUUUCCUAUCGCUUUCUUGUCCGUCUCUCGAAGUUCCCACACUGUUCACCUGUCACGCUGGAGUUUCAUCACGUCGACGCAUACCAGCCUCUUCUUAUACAGACGGCAUAUAUACCGAGUUAUCGAGUGCAGAUGAUGGGGACAUCGCCGACGCAGUGUGUAAGCGAUGCGACAGCGAACCAGGGUUAUCGCCGUGUCCGUCAGAGAGCAUCCGGCUCAUCGAGACUCCAAACAACCCGGGCAUCCUCCGGCCCCCAAAGCCGUCGAUCCCGGGAGCGGCGUAUGGCUUUCGGACGCCCACCUUCGGAUGGUCCAUCGACGAGCUAGGCACAACCCAGAGGUUCUUUGUCAAUCUCCUACAAUCCAGCGCUGAUCAGCAGAAAUAUGAAGGAAGUAGGCGUGGGAUGGAGAGAAAAGUUUUCUCCGCCGGCGCUCAGACUCGGGUCUGUCGAUCCUUGCCCUAGAGUAGCAGAGCCAGUCCUCUACGGAGUACGGAUACAUACUUGGGCAACACGUCAGUCGACAGACAGGGCCAGACCAUGAGGUU
Molecule: messenger RNA, 914 nt
Organism: Colletotrichum phormii
Lineage: Eukaryota; Fungi; Ascomycota; Sordariomycetes; Glomerellales; Glomerellaceae
Exons: 2
Coding region: 319-831 (170 amino acids)
Source: RefSeq, a predicted model, not a curated record